Engraulis encrasicolus (European anchovy) is the source of this 2505-nucleotide messenger RNA. RefSeq lists its product as uncharacterized. NCBI's taxonomy places the organism in Eukaryota, Metazoa, Chordata, Actinopteri, Clupeiformes, Engraulidae. The transcript is spliced from 3 exons. Gene Ontology annotation, molecular function: GTP binding; protein binding. The record is from RefSeq and is a predicted model, not a curated record. Bases 1 to 2505 code for a protein of 834 amino acids.
AUGAAGGAAGCAAAGGACAGCACUCUUCAGAUGUUGCUGUUCUUAUUCGCCCACGAACGUUUCGGGCAGAGCUCUUCUUCAACGUGUAAUGGCAAGGAUCUUGAGGAUCUGGACUGUGGUAAAGUGGUGAAAUACCUGCUGAUGGUGUUGGUGGUGGCAGCUAAGAAGGCCACAACAAGGAGGUGGCUUCAAAAAGACCCACCCAACGCUCCUGCUGAGAGUUCUAAAACUACCAUGGAUCCACCAAACAAUGUGGAAGUCAAGGAAGUUAAUGCAGACUCUAUAACAUUGACCUGGGUGAAUGCAUCUAGCCAACAAUGUAAAAUUUUAAUGGUAGAAUACAAAACAAAAGUGGAGACUGAAUGGACUGAAUCUGACCCUGUGAAGAGAAACCAGGAAACAGUAACCCUGUCUGGACUGGAGCUAGACACUGCGUAUGAGAUCAGAGUCACAGCUAUGAGUAAACAAGGCAGUUCUGUCAGCAGCGAUGUUGUUACUGCCAAAACUACCAUUAGCCCUCCAACCGAAGUAAAAGUUGAGAAUGUGAAGGCUUACUCUGUCUGCAGAGAUGUUGUUACUGUCCAAACCAACACUGGCCCACCAACCAAUGUGAAAGUAAUUGAAAAGACGGCAACUUCACUUACCUUGAACUGGUUAAACCCAGAAAAGUGUGAAGGUGUAGAGCAGUACCUUAUUGAAUACAAGGAGGAACACAGCAGUCGUUGGCAAAAACAAGACACAAAAAAAGAAGUGUACAAAUCUACUCUGAAGAACCUGAAACUGAACACUAGCUACUCCAUCAGGAUGCGCACAGAUGCAAAGAGUGGAAUGAGUGACUAUGGUGACAUUUUACUGGCUACAACCAGGGAAGGGCCACAGGACAAAAAAAGGUUCACUAUGCUGCCAUCAGGUAAUACACCAGUAACCCUACCUCCAGUGUAUGGGCUAAAUUUACAAAAGGCAACCACAGUUCAGUUCAACAAAAUGGAGUUUGGAAAACCCAAGCCAUUAGGCAACCCCCCAAACAGAACCAUCAUGUUUGUUGGUGCCACUGGAUCUGGCAAAACAACCCUCAUCAAUGGCAUAAUCAACUACAUACUGGGAGUUGACUGGAAGGACAACUGGAGAUUUAAACUGAUAGAUGAAGAGACCGAUAAAUCACAAGCACACAGUCAGACAUCAGAAGUGACAGCCUAUCAGAUUUCCCCCACUGAUGAAUUCCAAGUUCCAUAUUCACUCACAAUCAUUGAUACCCCAGGAUUUGGGGACACCAGAGGAAUCAAACAAGACAAGGAGAUCACAGACAGAAUUAGACAGUUUUUUACAAACAAGGAUGGAAUUGAUGAAAUUGAUGCAGUGUGUUUUGUAGUGCAGGCUGCUUUAGCUCGUUUGACACACACACAGAGGUACAUCUUUGAGGCAAUCCUGUCCGUGUUUGGGAAGAACAUAGCCGACAACAUCAUCACUCUGGUUACCUUUGCUGAUGGCAAAAGUCCGCCAGUACUGGAAGCCAUCAAAGACGUCAACAUGCCAUGUGCCACAGAGAAAGAUGGAACCCCUGUCCAUUUCAAGUUUAACAACUCUGUCCUUUUUGUCGACAACACAAGAGGUCAUGGUGACGAGGGAGACUUUGAUUUCAUGUUCUGGAAAAUGGGAAAGGCAAGCAUGAAAAAGUUAUUUUGUCAUCUAGACACAAUGCAAACCCAGAGUCUGACCCUGACAAAGCAAGUUCUCCAGGAGCGCAAACAGCUUGAAACAACUGUUGAGGGAGUGCAGCCACUCAUCAGAAAGGGGUUGUCAACCAUGGAGGAAAUACGAACCAUGCACGCUGCUCUGGAUAGACACAAGAACACAAUUGAAGCAAACAAGGACUUUGAGUACGAGGUAGAGGUGGAGAAAUUUGACACGAUUGAAAUUCCACUCGGACAUUUCAUCACCUACUGUCAUAGCUGUAACUACACCUGCCACUACCCUUGCUACAUACCAAAAGAUGAGAACAAAAACAACUGUCCUGCAAUGAGAAAUGGAUGCUGCACAGUGUGUCCAGGAAAAUGUGUGUGGAGUGUUCAUAACAGGACGACCCACAGAUGGGAGACUAAACGUGUAAAGGAGAAGAAGACAUACCAAGAGUUUAAGAGGAAAUUUGAAAGAGCAUUCGGAGAGAAGAUGCGCAUAGAACAAAGUAUUGCAAAGUUGGAAAAGGAAUAUCACCAAGUGCAGGGAAAGAUUGUAAAAUUGAUAGAAACUGUAACUAAAUGCCUGAUUCGUCUGAGAGAGAUUGCCCUUCGUCCGGAUCCUUUGGGUACCCCAGACUACAUUGACCUGCUGAUAGAGUCACAGAAACAGGAGGCCAAACCUGGAUUUCACCAGCGCAUCCAAGAGUUACUGGAACUCAGGGAAGGAGCUGAUCUUGUGCAGAAAGUGGCAGAAAACAUUGCACUUGGGACAGAGGCAUCAGGCAAGGCACCGCUGGCCUGCGAGAAAGACUCGUCUCUGCUGCUGUAG